UACAAAAAAACAGUAACUGCGCAUGUUCAGUGCAUAUCCGGCAAACUAAGGUUUACUUAAGGUUUGCCGUGUCCGGCAAAAUAUCCACUGCCUUAUUUUAAUGGAUACUUUAAAUUGGUCCAAAGAUUAAUUAUUGCAAUAAGCAAAAUGCACGGCCUACAAAAAAGUGUUGUGUUUCAAAGAAGAGUCCAAGUUUUGAAUCUUGAUGGAUCUCCGUGAAGUAGGUGACUAAUUAACAAAGAGGACUAAAGCAAAGGAGAGGGUAAGGGUACAGGAGGGAAAGUGGAGGAAAUAACCGUAAGAAAGGAUGCAAUUUUUUGGCUCUUGAAAAUUAAUUGAACAAAAAAAAGUGGUGGAUAAAUUAAGUAUGUUGGCCAGUUUUCCAUACUGGUGGCUGUCUCCUUAAAGCAAACUUGCAGUCAUGACAAUGGACAUGAGUCGUACAGGGACAGCGUCUUCAAGUGUCAUGGAGCCCAGGCUAAAAUCAUCAGACAAAUCUGGCAGGUGUAACAUGAAGGACACUUCAUAUGAUGGCAGGGACAGCAGGCAGUAACGUAGACGCAGGGCAGACAAAAAUGAUGAUUCUAGGUCCAGAACCGAGAAGCAUCUCAGCUGGGGUAGAAUGCCCGAUUGCCAAAAGGAUAAGAGAAGAGAUCAUUCCUCCUCCUCAAGGUCGAGACACAGGAGCAGAGACGGAACCAGAGCUUCAUCCACAAGAAAGGGCCCUUCGAAAAGAAGUGAGACGUCCCGUGGGAAGAAACGUGGGAAAAAACGCGCAAGGAAAAGAAAGGUUUCCAAAGCUUGGAAUCUCUAUGGGUACACUGCUGAUGACAUCCCUGCGCCUGAGAAAUCAAGCGGGGAUGUUGAACAUUCCAGCAGACAAACUGAUCCAAAUGCAGAUGAACGAUUGUCUAGAACUCACCAAUGGGAUGAAGAUAGGACUUUGAGACCACAAGAUUGUAGAGAUGAGUCUGGAAAUUGUUCUGAGGUAGAAAAAUUGUCCAGGGACAACGAUGGCAUGUUUGACUGGAAGAGGCACAGACGGGAGCUGGAUGCAAUAUUUUUUAGGGAUGACAGUAUUAUCAAAAGGAAAUCAGAAGAUUACCAUGAUUUUUGGAAGUUUCUUGAGCGCUACCAAGCUUUUCAAUUCAAGCUGAGUGCCAGUCAGCCACAUCGAGACAAGAAUGAUGUCCAAGACAAGGAAAAAUCUGUCAAAUCUGCUGUUCUCAGAUUGCCCCUGAUAUAUGACAAUGUGACACUGAAGUUGAGAGGAGUGGAAGAAGCAGAAAGACGAUCAAAGUGGUUGACCAGCAAGAAAGAUGAUGAAGAUGAGUUAACCACUAAACGCAUCAAGAAAAUCAGCAAGGUGCUUGUUACAAACCCAUUUAUGCUGUAAUCGGUUAGUACGGUUUGCUCCCACACUUGAAUUUUUGGUAUUUAAAGAGAAUGUACAACAUUUGUUUUUGCUUCAACUUUCAGAAAUAAAUGGAGUUGGAGGAUUAGUAUGUUAUAGCAAAUAUUGUUAAAAAGAUUGUUUCAUGUUUUGGGCUUGUCUAUGUAGAUGCUUCAAAAACCAAGGAAAAUAAUGUUCUUGUAGUUUUGUUCCCUGACCCCACUUAAGAUGAAACAGAGCAAUUUAUAGACUAUCGGGAAUUGUAAGGUCAGAGAA
Messenger RNA from Patiria miniata (bat star), 1669 nucleotides. RefSeq lists its product as uncharacterized. The coding region runs from base 623 to 1396 and encodes 257 amino acids. The record is from RefSeq and is a predicted model, not a curated record. Lineage: Eukaryota; Metazoa; Echinodermata; Asteroidea; Valvatida; Asterinidae. The transcript has 5 exons.